This is a messenger RNA of Culex pipiens pallens (northern house mosquito), 1834 nucleotides long. It is a transcript of the gene GatB, whose product is annotated as glutamyl-tRNA(Gln) amidotransferase subunit B, mitochondrial. Gene Ontology annotation, molecular function: glutaminyl-tRNA synthase (glutamine-hydrolyzing) activity. The coding region runs from base 102 to 1697 and encodes 531 amino acids. Gene Ontology annotation, biological process: mitochondrial translation; glutaminyl-tRNAGln biosynthesis via transamidation. Lineage: Eukaryota; Metazoa; Arthropoda; Insecta; Diptera; Culicidae. The record is from RefSeq and is a predicted model, not a curated record. The transcript has 5 exons.
UGUCAAAAAACUGCUCGAAUUUAUAGCAAAACAGAACCGUGCGCUGCACAGGUCUUUUUCUUCACAAAAAUCGUGGAAAAUAAGAAAGUUUUAACUGAAAAAUGUCGUGGAACGUGUUAUUUAGGAGAAAUCUUUUCAUAUUCAACGUUCGCCAUCGAAGUUUCGCCACCAAAAAGGCUGCAAAUCCUGUCGCGCGUCCCAACCGGUGGCGCAGCGUGAUCGGUCUGGAAGUGCACGCCCAAAUCCAGUCCGAGUCGAAGCUAUUUUCCGGGGCGGAAGUUUCCUUCGGUGCUCCCAUCAAUGCGUGCGUCGCGCUCGUGGACGCCUCGAUCCCUGGCACACUUCCGGUGCUGAACCGGCGGUGCGUCGAGCUGGGCGUUAGGACGGCUCUGGCGCUGGGCUGCGAAGUCGCUCCGGUGUCCGCGUUUGACCGGAAGCACUACUUCUACGCUGAUUUGCCGGCCGGCUACCAGAUUACACAACAGCGCGCCCCGCUGGCCCGGGGAGGCCUGCUGACGUUUCCGGUGUUUGUGCCGGGCGUCACGAAGAAGCCGUACUACAAGUCGGCCCGGUUGCACCAGCUGCAGCUGGAGCAGGACAGUGGCAAGUCGCUGCACGAUCCGGUGGAGAGAAAGAGUUUGGUCGACCUCAAUCGAGCAGGCGUUCCGUUGAUGGAACUGGUGUUUGAGCCGGAUUUGGAAACCGGUGAGGAAGCUGCUGCCCUGGUUAAAGAGCUGAUCCUGAUCCUGACCCGACUUGGGAGCUGUUCCUGCCGGAUGGAAGAGGGCGCACUCCGCGUUGACGCCAACAUUUCCGUGCACCAGGAAAACACCCCGCUGGGGACGCGGACCGAGGUGAAGAACAUCGGUUCGGUGCGGGCCGUGGCGCAGGCCAUCGAGUACGAGAUUGCGCGACAAAUCGACGUGCUGGACGGGGGUGGACGGAUAUUCAACGAAACGCGUAACUGGGACGCCGUCGAGCGGAAAACCAUCGCCAUGCGAGACAAGGAGGUCGUGCAGGACUAUCGGUUCAUGCCGGAGCCGAAUCUACCGCCGUUGCACGUGCACGUGGAGGGGGACUGCUGCGAGGGUGACGAUGUCGUAAGUGCUGUGAAGAUUAGGACAGACCUGCCGGAACUACCGGAAGAAACGAGGAAGAGCAUUGUGGAGACGCACCACCUGACACCGGAAAUGGCCAUCAUUCUUGUGAAUGACAUCACCCUGCACAGUCACUUCCGGUCCAUUCUGGACGAACCGGGGAAAACCCGUUCCCCAAAGGUGGUGGCCAACUUCCUUAUCAACGAGCUGUUGACGAUUCUCAACAAGAAUAAGCUGGACUUGGAGGAGUGUCACAUUCCGUCCAGCCAUCUGGCAGAGAUUGUCGACAUGCUCGAGACGAACCGUAUCAAUCAAUAUCUGGCCCGGCUGAUCCUGCAGGAGGCGUUGGAGCAGGGAGCCUCCGGACAGAGCCCGGCCCAGAUUGCUGCCGACCGGGACUGGCUGAUGAUUACGGACGAGGCCAAAAUCGAACAACUCUGUCGAGACGUGAUCCAGCGGAACCCAAAAGUGGUGGAGAAGUAUCGCAGCGGAAAGGACAAGAUGCUGUACGCACUGGCUGGGGACAUUGCCAAGCUGACCGAGCAGAAGGCGGACAUGGCCAGGACGGUGGAAUUGUUGAAACGAUUGUUGAAAAAAUAGCAGAAUAAAUAAACGUAAUUUUUCAUUAGUUCAAAAAGGGUAGUUCAGGUAAAUUUUUGUCAAAAGUCCAUCAAGUUGUACGACCAAAUACUCCCAAAUUCUUCAACUCACCCCGUAGCCGUGAUCGUCUAGUGGUU